CUCCCGAGCACAACUCUAGCCCUCCCAUCUCCGUUCUUCGACGAGCCAAUGCCUCCGGCCGCCAGAUUUCUCACGACGUCAGCCCCGCCGCCGGAGACGCACACCAACGUGGUGGUGAUCCUUGCCGCGCUGCUCUGCGCCGCGGUCAGCGCCGUGGGUCUCGCCCUCGUUGCGCGCUGCUGUGCCUGUCCCUGGCGCUCCCUCGGCGGUGGAGGCCCACGGGCGCCGCCUGACAAGGGCCUCAAGAGGACGGCCCUGCGGCAGCUGCCCAAGGUCUCGUACGGCGGCGCCGCUGGCGGAGAGGAGCCGGCGGAGUGCCCGAUCUGCCUGGCGGAGUUCGAGGAGGGCGAGCAGCUCCGGGUGCUGCCGCAGUGCGGGCACGGGUUCCACGCCGGUUGUGUCGACGCAUGGCUCGGUUCCCACUCCAGUUGUCCGUCGUGCCGACGGGUGCUUGUCGUCGCCGCGCCGCCCUCCCUGUUCCAGGGGUGCCGCGAGGGAUCCGUCGAAGCUGCGGCGCCCGUGUCGGUCUCCGCGGCGGGCCGCGGAGGCGAGGGAGGACGGUGACGCCCACAGGUUCCUCCCUCAAAAGUGGCAUCUUUAGCUCCCUCUUUUCUACGCAUCUUCAUGAGACCAAACCAAAGUGAGACCCUUAUUUUCCAUUCUUAGAUCUUGUUGAGCUGUGGAUUUGUGAUUCUCAAAAGUACAAUAAAUAUCGUAUAAAACACCAGAAUUUUUUUU
This is a messenger RNA of Musa acuminata AAA Group (dessert banana), 738 nucleotides long. Its product is annotated as probable E3 ubiquitin-protein ligase ATL45. NCBI's taxonomy places the organism in Eukaryota, Viridiplantae, Streptophyta, Magnoliopsida, Zingiberales, Musaceae. The transcript has a single exon. The record is from RefSeq and is a predicted model, not a curated record. The coding region runs from base 49 to 564 and encodes 171 amino acids.